ACCGUGAGAGGUGCGCGGUGCAUUGUGGGGAUACAAAUACAGCGCAGAAAAAUAAAAGGGGAGAACGGGGGCGCACAAAAGAAUGCAAAACAAGCUUCCUCGAGAUACAAACUGACGCCGAACUCCCCCCCCCCCACCCCCCCUCUCACCCGCUGGGAUGAGAACACAACGCGCCGUUCAUUCGACCGCGGGUGUUUUUUUGGCGGACAAACUGCCCGAGACGCGCGGGGAAUGUGAGUGAUCGGAGCGGGGAAGCGGCAGGAGCGCACCGCUGUCUCCCGACCAUCGCUGCUGGGUCUUUUGUGUGCGUGUGUGUGUGUGCGCGCGCGCGUGUGUCAGCUGAACCGUUCGCAUCCCGAGGCCCUGUCGACAUCACGGGCCUCAUCUCCACAAGGAGGCAUUUCCUGUACGCAGCCCUAAUCCGCCUCCACCAUGGGGGUCAAAACCUUCACCCACAGCUCCACCUCCCACAGCCAGGAGAUGCUGGAGAAGCUCAACGCGCUGCGCAGCCAGGGUCACCUGUGCGACGUCACCAUCCGGGUCCAGGACAAGCUCUUCCUGGCCCACAAAGUGGUGCUGGCCUGCUGCAGCGAGUUCUUCCGCUCCAAGCUGGUGGGCCGGCCCGACGAGGAGGACAAGUUCGUCCUGGAUCUUCACCACGUGACCGUCAGCGGCUUCGCGCCCCUGCUGGAGUACGCCUACACCUCCACCCUCUCCAUCAGCACGGAGAACAUCAUCGACGUUCUGGCGGCCGCCAGCUACAUGCAGAUGUUCGCCGUGGCCAGCACGUGUUCUGAGUUCAUGAAGUCCAGCAUCCUGUGGGGCCCGGGCGGCGGCAGUGGGGGCCGGGCCAAUAACAGUAACAUUAACAACAUGGCGGCGGACAAGCCGCAGGAGUCGGCGGCGGAGAGCGCCUCGUCGCACUGUGCCCUGACGCCGCUGGACGGCAGCGUGUCGCCGGUGUCCUCGGACUGCAGCGUGAUGGAGAGGAACGUUCCCACGUGCCGCGAGUCGCGGCGCAAACGCAAAAGCUUCGCCACCAUGGCGUCCCCCGACAGCCCGCUCAAAUGCACGGCGCAGAUGGUCACCACCUCCCCGCAGAUCCCCAACCCGUCCCCCUCCUUCUCGGACGGCGCGCCCCCCACCGUGGAGUCCUCCCUGGCGUUCCCCUGGACCUUCCCUUUCGGCAUCGACCGGAGGUUCCACUCGGACAAGCCGAAGCUCCCCGAGAGCCCCCGCUGCCUGGAGCAGGGCGCCACGGGGCCCGGGGAGGCGGCGGCGGGCCGGCGGCUCAGCGACUUUCUGACGUGCGAGAGCUCCAAGGCGGUGGCGGCGGUGCCGGCGGAGGAGGAGGAGGAGGAGGACGUGAGGGUGAAGGUGGAGCGGCUCAGCGACGAGGAGGUGCAGGAGGCGUCGUCGCAGCCGGUCAGCGCCUCGCAGAGCUCGCUGAGCGACCAGCAGACGGUGCCGGGCAGCGAGCAGGUCCAGGAGGAGCUGCUCAUCAGUCCUCAGUCCUCCUCUAUAGGCUCCAUGGACGAGGGCGUGUCAGAGGGCCUCCCUUCCAUGCAGAGCACCUCGAACCCUGGAGGACACGGCGAGGAUGACGAGAGGUUGGAAGGUAUUCAGUACCCGUACCACCUCUACAUCAACCCCUCAGCCCGGCCCGGCACCAACGGGCCCGACCGGCCCUUCCAGUGUCCUACCUGUGGAGUCCGAUUCACGCGCAUUCAGAACCUGAAGCAGCACAUGCUCAUUCACUCCGGCAUUAAGCCUUUCCAGUGUGACCGCUGUGGGAAAAAGUUCACACGGGCCUACUCCCUAAAGAUGCAUCGGCUGAAGCACGAAGGUAAACGCUGUUUCCGGUGCCAGAUUUGUAGCGCCACAUUCACGUCCUUCGGCGAAUAUAAGCACCACAUGAGGGUCUCCCGACACAUAAUCCGCAAGCCGCGGAUUUACGAGUGCAAAACGUGCGGGGCCAUGUUCACCAACUCUGGCAAUUUAAUUGUACACCUGAGGAGUCUGAACCAUGAGGCGUCCGAGCUAGCAAACUACUUCCAGAGCAGUGAUUUCCUCGUGCCCGACUACCUGAGCCAGGUGCAGGAGGAAGAGGAGGCGCUGGGGGUCCAAUACGAGCUGGAACACCCCGAGCAUCACCCCGUCUACCCGGGCAACGCCACCGCCUCCUCCACCACCAGCGUCGCCUCCUCCACCUCCUGCUCCGUCCACAUGCCCGUCAUCUCCCAGGUCUCCUCCUCCACGCAGAACUGCGAGAGCUCCCCCGGCUUCCUCUCACCAGAGCCCCUGCACCUCCCCCCCGCCUCCCUCCAGGCGGAGGAGACCAAGGCGGCCGACGGAGCGGGGGGCAGCUCCCCGGAGGUGUUUGAGGAGGAGGAGGAGGAGGAGGAGGAGGAGCAGCGGGCCGAGCUUCCACCGUGAAGACGACGAAGAAGCUCCAGACGCACUUAUUGAGUCACCUUUCAAAGACCACACCCUUUAGGAAGUGAUUUCCCCCCCAAACUUCCUCCGAGGAUCCCGCCUGCUGUCUCUUAUUCCCCAAAUGACGUGAACGCAGCACGAGCUGAAAGGCCUUUCUGUCUUAGUGCCUAAGAGUGAAGGAGAGAGGAAGACCAAGAGUCUCCACGUUUCACCGGCCAACGGAGCUAAAGGAAGAAAAAAAAGAGAAGAGAGAUCAACUCGGCGGUGCUUCGGUUGGUCGUGAGGCGCUGGUCGGUGUGGGCGGAGCCUGUGUUGUUCCUUCAGUGCCGUCGCUAUAGGCAACCUGUUCAAUGUCAAUGCUAUCUAUAUUGCAGUAGCUUGUACUGUAGUUUACUCUUUGAAUGCUGUGUGUAGGGUGUUGUGACGGUAAUACCUGUCAGGUGUGUGUAUGUGCAUUUCUUUCUUUCUUUUUUUAUAUAUCUAUAUGAACGCAGUACAUUUCAUUUUUAAAAGUAUUACAACUUGAAAUUAUAUUGACAGAGUAUUCCCGUAAAAGGUGUUUGUGCGUAUUUCAUUGUCCUGCCUUUUUUACAUCGCAUCUCCGAAACGUUUUGAUUUUCAAAAUAAAAUGAAGCAGACGACAGUAAAAGAGCGGAAUGUAAACAAUCCCAAAUUUUGGAGAAACAAGGUAUUUCUGCACGUUUGUCCCCAAAUGUGUUUCUAAGACACGAUAAUGUAGCAACGCUUUCUAAAUGUUAUUUUCUGGGGUCAGUUUUUCUUCUAAAUAUUGAAAUUUCACCAAGGCGUUUACAGUCUUUUUAGGGUGGGGGGGGGGGGGCAGAAAGUGAUGCCAGCGGAUUGUGAUUGCUAUCCGUGAUGGCCAGUUUACAGGCGGUUAGAGCGGCGCGUGCUAACGUUGCUUUAAAAGCAAUGGGAGCGAUGCUAAUGCUAACGAGUGAAUGAAUAAAAUACUGUGAGUCCAAUCAUUCUGAAUGAUAAAUAAAUAAAUAUUAUAUUGUGCAGAAAACAGCUAAUUGAGCACAGCUUUAGAAGCACUCAUUUCAUUUUUUUUCAAUGUAGUUCUUUUGGUGGGGGGGGUCCACAUUGGUUGUGAUAGUAGAACCUGAAUGCUGAACUCUACUGGCUGACUGGGACGGGUUGUUAAUCGUCGACUUCCUAUCCCCCCCCCCCCCCCCCCCCUCCCACCAAAACAGUAGUCCAAACAGCACCAUCACAGCAGGAUGUAAGACCUCACACACAGGGUUGAUUGUAGUGAUGGAUAUCGCUGUGUGAAGCCCCCCCCCCGCCCCCCCGCUGUCUUAAGAAGAACUUCGUCCUCCUGCGUCACUUGUGCCCCGAUUAUUCAUAUUAUUAUUUGUUUUUUUUCUCUCUACAGGACUAACUGUUCUCUCUCGUUUGGAGUUGCCAUGGCAAUCAGUAAACAUAAGACAGGGGUAGUCAUCGUGGCCCCGGCUCUUCGGGGGGGGGGCAAACCGUGGGUUGUGCAUUUCAGAGGCUCGCCUUAGUGAACGGACCUAUCGACUCUAGCUGCACAAUAUCUAUAAAAAAAUCAAUUUUUCUAGUCUCCAUUCCUACGUCGUCGGUUUUCAUCGUGUCGUCGUCGUUGUUUUUUAUGUCGCAGUCCGACGAACUUUUUUACAAUGAAAUGCUGCUGUUUGUUGAAAAGAAAAAAAACGCAAAAAGUGCCCAAAAUAUUUUUGUGAACCAACGGUUGUGCAAUAAUACGGAACUGUGUCGUUUUUAAAAGAUUUAAUCUCUUCUUUGCGAUGGUGAAUUAUAUAUAUAUAUAUAUAUAUAUAUAGGUAUAUAAAAAGGAAUGUAUGAUUUUAGUUUUAAUGUGACUGAAGGAGCAUCCAAAGGGGGAGGAGCCUGAGAGGGACCUGUUCGGCCUUACCUGUUGACGGCUCUUCAUCCAGCGUAGUUCAGCAUGUCCUUUUCCUACCUGUUAAUCCCUUCUUCUGUUUGCUUUUCAACGUGCAAUGUUUUCAUUAAUAUCUUGACUAACUAUACGGGACAUGCCUUCUCAAUGUACACUCAAUGUUGUAUAUGUUUUCCGGUCCUUCUGGUUUUAUUUAAAAGAAAAGGAAAAUACAAGAUAAAAAACACGGUAGCUCUUCAUAACGUCAUAUAUAUAUAUAUAUAAUAUAUAUAUAUUUUUGGUGACUUUUGUAUGACGGUUGCUGUUUCAUGGCAUCUUUGAAUAUUCUUGUUAAAUGUGAAAAGACCAGUUUAUUGUGGGGGUGUAUAUAUAUAUAUACACAUAUAUAUAUAUAUAUAUAUAUAUAUACACGGUAGACACACUCGUACUCUGCGUAUUGCGUAUUGCUUUGAGACUGAUGGUGUAUUUGUGUCUUUGAUACUGUAUUUAAAGUGGCGUUGGGCAGCGCGUCGCAUCUGGAGAAGCCCGUCUGUGCUGAGUGUUUUCAAAGCGGUCUUCUGGAGCUCGUGGUCUAUGGAUCCUCGCUGGUGUUCUGGCUUUGCAGUUGUUUAAAAAAAUAAAAAUAACAUUUUUUUGUAAAAGUUUGAAAUGUAAAUAAUAAAAGAAAUACCGAUGUUGAA
Messenger RNA from Pungitius pungitius (ninespine stickleback), 5016 nucleotides. RefSeq names its product zinc finger and BTB domain containing 44 (gene zbtb44). Lineage: Eukaryota; Metazoa; Chordata; Actinopteri; Perciformes; Gasterosteidae. Bases 433 to 2436 code for a protein of 667 amino acids. The record is from RefSeq and is a predicted model, not a curated record. Gene Ontology annotation, biological process: regulation of transcription by RNA polymerase II. The transcript has 6 exons. Gene Ontology annotation, molecular function: RNA polymerase II cis-regulatory region sequence-specific DNA binding; protein binding; DNA-binding transcription factor activity, RNA polymerase II-specific.